AUGGUUGGCAUUACUCCGCCGUAUCUGUUCUCGCCAGUCAACCAGCAGGACAGGGAUCCAAGCUACGACUUUGACCCAAAGGCCGUUACGCGUGCAAGCUACUACUCGAUCGCCUCUUCAACGUCGACUCUUAGACCCAAGCAGGAGGGUCCACUGAUCGACUUCAACAGACACCCUGAUAGCUACAUCAUCGUCCCUUCAUCCCGUCCCAAUGUCCCGCCUAUGCACCCAAACACAAAGCAGAGGAUCAAUACGGCUAGAUGGAUCCAGUUUGCUCUUCGUCUGCUUCAGCUCGCUGCCGCUCUGGGAUCCCUGAUCUGUGUCAUCAUCAUCAGAGGCGUCAAUGAUGUUCAGGGUUGGGUACUCAGGGUUCCUGUGAGCAUAAUCCCACUUUCAAUUCUACUCCUUGCCCUUGCUGACUCAAUCAACAACAGNCCUGCCGUGGAUGCUGUAGUCUGUGCUUAUGCCCUCUACAAUCUCCAGCGCUCGCCAAGAAGACGUCCUGCAACCUCUUCGGCUAGUUACAAUGCCUUCUCUUUCUUUGUCGACAUUGCCAUGUUGCCUUUCUAUGUCUUCAUUGCCUUCUUCACGGCUACUAACUGGACAAUGUCACCGGGUGCCGAGGGUCGAUGGUCCACUUUCUUCCACUCAGCCUCUCAAGAUGGCAAGGUGCUUGAGUCGGCCUUCCUUAUCGGCACUGUGGCAGGCGCUUUGCAUUUGUUCAGCAUCCCCACUGACGUUUUCCUGUUCUCAACCUUCAAGAAGAUUGCUGAGUAUCCUCCUGAUAUGAACCCGCUGGAGGCCAACCUCACUAGUAGGAUCAAUCGCAAGCACACGUACAAGAGCAGCGAUGCAUCGGCAUCCGUGUCCGAGCAAAGACUGGCCAUGUUGAGCGGCAGCUCCUUGAGUCUCAGCAAUCCUACGCGUGUCUCCAACCAAGACAAACUCAUCCCCGAGGCCAAUGUCAGACCCAUGUCCUUCUACCAAUCACGCACCAACCUGGAUCCCAGCUACUCUGGCCAUACUCAGGACUCGGCUCGUCAAUCCAGGUUUGAAUAUCAGCAACCUCCCUCAGCAUAUGUGUCGCAAACCAGCAUGCAUCGCACCUCGCAGUCUCAUGAGCGUGAGCGCUCCCGUUCGCGCUCCUCUCGACCUCAGUCGUUCCAGCGAUACGCCAACCAAAGACCCACUACUCGCGACUCUGUCCACGAUCCAAUGCCAACUCGUCCUCUUUCCUUCAUCACUGCUUCAGAGAAUUUGAGCCGCACUGGAACUCCUCAAUCUGGUCGUGCCAGUCAACAGAACCAACCUGCAAAAGCUUUGCUUAACGACAACUGGUUUGUCAUUGCUGAUGACGAUGCCGACUUGUCUUCUCCUCGUCGCACCCCUGUCCCUGAACUCGUGUCCGACCGCGACUCUAGUCCUGAAGCGCACGAGCCUAAUGCUAGUCAGCUUCGUUUUGCCAGCGAGGAGUACAACGAGCUUCUGCCCAAGCCCCUUCGCAUGCACCCUCCCACUCCUCCGGAGCGUCCCUUUGAUGCGGCCGAUUUCUACUUUGACGACAUGCCCAAUGGUACUCUCGAACUCGACGAUUACUCCCUGCGUCAGACUCCAUCCAACACAAGCAUUGGACGUGCUUUGAGUCCUCCAGCCCCUGAAGCUGCUGCCGUAUCUGCCAAGUCAUCGUUCUACUCUCAAAACCCCGACGAGACCAGCCGCUCCAGUACUCCCAAAGCCAAGCGCUAUGGCAACCUGACUCCUGCUAUCAAAGAGCUCCAGGAACAGACCGUGCCUAGAGGCCAAGGUCGUGUCGUCAGCAGGACUGGCGUCGAUAUUGCUGAUGCAAGCGUGCUCUACCUCUCAUCUGACGAUUCCUUCGGCACCCGCGCUCGCAACGUGAGCGGCAAGGUUGCUGAGGAAGGUCUCGGCGGUGCAUGGGCUAGGAAGAGACAUGUCAGUGGAAAGGCAUGA
This is a messenger RNA of Aureobasidium musti, 1971 nucleotides long. Lineage: Eukaryota; Fungi; Ascomycota; Dothideomycetes; Dothideales; Saccotheciaceae. The record is from the annotation of a GenBank genome assembly.